Etheostoma cragini (Arkansas darter) is the source of this 2635-nucleotide messenger RNA. It is a transcript of the gene vsnl1b, whose product is annotated as visinin-like 1b. The transcript has 4 exons. Gene Ontology annotation, molecular function: calcium ion binding. NCBI's taxonomy places the organism in Eukaryota, Metazoa, Chordata, Actinopteri, Perciformes, Percidae. The coding region runs from base 297 to 872 and encodes 191 amino acids. The record is from RefSeq and is a predicted model, not a curated record.
GCAACACUCAAUUUAUGAUGAGGCUGUGAUGCACACGAGUGACGCCGAGCUCUUGUAGUCGCAUAACCACAGACUGGCGUGGGAUCGGUCCCUGCUGCGCCUCAUCUGGAAUAACGUCGGGAAAAUCCAGAAUUUUCAUUAGCGGGUGUUUUUUUUUUAAAGGAAGCGAGCAGUGUUGAAAAUAAUCCCAUUUGGGCAAACGUUUGCAUCGGAAGGGGGGUUUUCUGUACUUUGCAGAAGCCAGAGCAGAUUUAUUCCGAUAGAGAAUCACCAAAUAUAGGCUGUAAUAAGGAACCAUGGGAAAGCAGAACAGCAAGCUGACUCCCGAGGUGAUGGAGGAUCUGGUGAAGAACACAGAGUUUAAUGAACACGAGCUGAAGCAGUGGUACAAAGGCUUUCUGAAAGACUGCCCCACUGGCAGGCUGAAUCUGGAUGAGUUCCAGCAGCUUUACGUCAAGUUCUUCCCUUAUGGUGACGCAUCCAAAUUUGCACAACACGCCUUCAGAACCUUUGAUAAAAAUGGAGACGGGACCAUUGAUUUCCGAGAGUUUAUCUGCGCUCUGUCCAUCACAUCCCGUGGCAGCUUUGAGCAGAAACUCAACUGGGCCUUCAACAUGUAUGACCUGGAUGGUGACGGAAAAAUCACCAGAGUGGAGAUGCUGGAGAUAAUCGAGGCUAUCUACAAAAUGGUGGGCACUGUGAUCAUGAUGAAGAUGAACGAGGACGGUUUGACACCACAGCAGAGGGUGGACAAGAUCUUCGGCAAAAUGGAUAAGAACAACGACGACCAGAUCUCGUUGGACGAGUUCAAAGAGGCGGCGAAGAGCGACCCGUCCAUCGUGCUCCUGCUGCAGUGUGACAUGCAGAAGUGAGCCCCCACCCCCACCCCCACCAGCACCACCACCACCACCACCAACCCCCCACCCUGCUCGCUCCUCUCCCCCCUGUAAUUCACACACUCUGGACAGCAGCACAUGUUUUAAUGUCUCAUUAGAUUCUCUGCCAUUUCCACAGGGGAAAAAACAAAACAAUGCUUGGACAAUUUUUCAAUGGACUCGCUUCUUGUGGUUGUAUGCAUGAGAAUGUAAAAUGCUGAAUAAUUUUGAACAUAGCUAUAAGAUAGUCUAUAAGAUAUCAUACAUUUCUAUUUAAAAACAUGCCAAUGUGAUUUGUGCACGGUAACCCUAUACAUUCUCAUUCAACCUUAGCUUGUACAUCAGUGGAGCACUGCAUUCAAUUAUGUUCCCGCAGUAUUUAAGAUCCCCAGUGUUCACUGCUGCUACUACUGUACGCUUUACAUAAUAGUAACAAAACAAUAAUUCCUAUGAUAAUUGUAACUGUCUCUACUAUCCAGACUUGUUGAGCUCUUGGAGAAUAGAGAGGCUCCUGUCUGUUCCAGAUGGUUUCACACAAUGGAACCAAGAAGAGUAGGUUCUUUGCAUGCAUAUAUUAAAUGUCAAAAAAAUAUAUAAUCUCUUACCUUUUGCAUCUUCAGGUGGUUAUAAAAGAGAAACCCUAUUGAAUUCAUUUUGUAUUGUUGCAUGGGAUGUACAGUAUGUGACUCAUUUGACCAUAAUUUCACCUCCAGUAAUGUGGGAGCAUGCUUCCCUCCAUUGUAUACACAUGUAUGUGUGACACUUGAGAUUUUGAAGGAGAUUUGGAUUGCAGUUGUGGGCUCAUCUCAGAGGAAGAGCUUUCACAUAAAUGUUGUGUAAUGUUUUGCUUAGGUAACUUCUGGGAUGAGCAGAACUAUAUUGAUGGAGCAGCUUUCCUUAAUGAUUUUAAUGUACUGGUGCCACUUAAAGGAAAGACCAAAAUUACAGCUGUCAGUAAGCACAGUGCUCUUGCAUUAUUCCCCCACAAUGAUCCAAAAUUGGCUUGCUUUCUUUAAGCUGCUUAUUUGACUUAGACUUAAAUAACUUAACUCAGUACAUAUCAGAAUGUUUACAGAAAAGAACACUGCAAAAAUGAGUGCAGUUUUGGCUUUUGACCUUAUUGCUGGGAGCUCACUCUCCGGGCCAGGGACCUUGUGAGGAAAGAGGAGCUCAAAUUCCAAUGGAAAAAAAUAAUAAGAAGAAAAUAGCCACUUCUAUGUUUACUGGACACACUGCAUUCCUACUUAUAAAACUUUUUUGUAAGGAGAAACUUUUUAUUGAAAGGUCUCAUCUACUAGUCAAUUCCGUUUGCAACAAUCAUUAAAAGGUGCAGGAUUUUCAAGCAAGGCGCUUGGUAAAGCUUUUGAAAGAGCGUUUCAGUGUGAGACGGCAACUGGAUGACGAUUUAGGUUAAAGUUAUUGCGGAAAUUCUCUUUCAACAGUUUUGCUUCCCCAUUCCUAGGCUAUGCAAGCAUGGACUGAGUGUCUGCUUGUUAUCCACUUAAGUAGUGGAGGUUGCAAAAGCUUUUCACUGUCCAGUCUAUAACAUAACUGAAAAACCAACCCUCACAUUUUUAAAGUCUAUAUUAUUUAUACAUUUCAGUCCAGUCACUGUCUUUGUCUUGUAAAUGUUUAUAUCAAAUAUGGAAAAAUCAUAAUACAAGUGACUGUAUUAUUUUAUACAUGUGGCAUGUGUUGCACCCAAAAUUUAUUCUGUAGUGAUUAAAAUGAAUAAACCAUCACCAGGCUUUUUCAAAAGA